UGAUGACUUAUGCAUUUACAGAUGUAUUUAGCAUGUAACAUUGUGCAUAUUAAUAUGAAACAGGAACGACGAAAGUCUCGUUGUGGGGUGCUUUAGUCAAACGUGGCAACCACAGAGCUAAACAGGAAAUGAUCACUGGCGCGAAAUUUGCUAGAUAUUAUGAAAGCGUCACGAAAGACAACGCAGAUUUGAGUUGACUGUAGUAAUUCACAACAGCGAAUGUCCAUCAUGAGGGCUGAUAUCGAUAAAAUCGCCUCGAUGUCAGAGGGAGAAAGUACCGGUGAUCUACAGAAAUACCUGUCCUCGCUUUCAGAUGAUCAGCUUAUCACUGUGAUUACUAAUACAGCAUUAAAGGGUAAGAAAGUCGCCACCACGAUUAAAGGCAUAUUUAAAGGCUCUCCACCCAGUACAAGCGAUGGGGCAAAGCGCAGACUCCUCGUUUACCAGCACUGCAUCCCUCUGUGUGAGUCGGGGGACCUCCAGACUGAGGUGGCAUCUGGUAUUAUAGGACUGCUGAUGCUGGAGACUCGUACGCUGACAGGACCCUCUCUUGCGCAAGUGGCCUCUCUUUUUGUUGACGCGAUUAAGGUUGGAAAAAUGGGUGGAGGGAAAUCCCUGGAGCUGUUUCCUACUGUGCUCACUGCCCUUGCAGCCUGUGAAGCAUUGUCAUAUGGCAAAGGAGAACUCAGUGGUGAGGAGUAUAAAAAACAGCUGAUCAACUCUCUGUGCUCAAGCAGAUGGGACCCACAAUGUGUUAUCCACCUGACCACCAUGUUCAGGGAUGUGCCCCUUUCAUCAGAGGAGCUGCAGUUUCUAGUAGAGAAAAUACUGAGGAUGUUCACCAAAUUGGAUUUACAAGAAAUUCCACCCCUGGUUUACCAGUUGCUGCUUUUGUCUGCAAAGGGAUGCAAAAAAAUUAUCCUUGAUGGCAUCAUCGGUUACUUUAAGGAGCAAGAUCUUCGCCAGGAUGAAGAGCAGAAACAUGGAGAAAGCCUGGAUCUAGAGGUUCAAUCCAUUCCACAGGACCAGUUAAGGCACGUGGAGGGAACAGUCAUCCUCCAUGUAGUCUUUGCUAUAAGACUUGACCAUGAACUUGGAAGAGAAUUCCUUAAAAACUUCAAGACCUCAUAUGGAGACUUGUGUUCGUUCAGCAUUGCACUGCUGCUCUCAGUGGCACGAAUUCAACGCUAUGAAGAGCAGGUGUUUGAACUUUUGAAAGGAGGGAUUACGAAGAGCUUCAAAGAUGAGCAGCUGCAACAGGGUUCAAAGUUUCUGCAGGACCUUCUUCCUGGACACUACAGUGUGGAUCAGAUGAUACUAGACACAGUCAAGAACAGUGUGUUUGGCUGGGAUCAUGUGACCCAGGGGCUGGUGCAGCUAGGCUUUUUCCUCAUGGACACAUUUGGACCCAAACCUGCACCCUUUGGCAAGACCACAGAGGGUUCUGCUACUGUAGCCCGGAGCCCCAUUCAGCAGGCAUGUAAGCUAGGAGGCCAGGUGCUACUUCAAGGCUUUAAGUUGCAGGAGCCUAUCAGAGGAGAGAUACUGGAGCAGGUCUUAAAUAGACUGGUCACCAAGACAGCCUCCCCUGUCAAUCAUUACUUAGAGCUUUUCUCUGACAUUGUGGUCUCUGCUCCCAUGAUCCUCCUGGAGUCAUCCUCUAAAGUGAUAGAGACAUUUGACCAUUUGUCAUACCUGCCCUUGACCACUGUUCAAGGACUCCUCAAAGCUAUUCAGCCUCUGCUCAAGGUCAGCAUGUCUUUGAAAGAUGCCUUAAUUUUAGUUCUCCGCAAGGCCAUGUUUUCCAGCCAACUGGAUGGCAGGAAGUCAGCAGUGACUGGGUUCUUGUUGCUGCUGAAGAAUUUCAAAGUGUUAGGCAGUUUGGCUUCCAGCCAAUGUAGCCAAUCAGUCUCCUCCAGUCAGGUCCAAGUUGAUGUUCACUCUCGUUACAACUCUGCUGCCAACGAAGCCUUUUGUCUGGAGAUUCUCAGCAGCCUGCGUCGCUGCCUGGGCCAGCAGGCUGAUGUACGGCUCAUGCUUUAUGAGGGCUUCUAUGAUGUUCUCCGUCGCAACUCCCAACUUGCAAGCUCUAUCAUGCAGACCCUCUUGUCACAGCUAAGACGAUACUAUGAGCCUGAGCAAGACCUCCUACCCCCGGUGAAGUUGGAGCCUUGCAUAACGGCUCACGGAGACCAAGUCUACCUCCAAGAGCCACUGGCCCAUCUGAUGAGCUGUACUGUGCAUUGCCUGCUGUGGCUGCAGAAUGUGCGCCGAACAGUCAAUCUUAAUGCCGGAGUCAGUGAUGACGAGGAUGAGGAGGAUGAAGAGGAAGGAUACCGGUCUGAACUACAGACAAUUCUGGAGAGCAUGACGAGGCGCAUGAUCAAGUCUGAACUGGAGGACUUUGAACUUGACAAGUCAGCUGAGUUUUCCAUGGGAUCCAGUGUUGGGGUAAAGAAUAAUAUUUAUGCUGUGCUGGUGAUGGGAGUGUAUGAGGUCCUAAUGGAGUACAAGUUCAUCAAAGCAAACUACAGUAAAAGCUGCUUUGAGGAGCUCAUACAGCUAUUUAACAACCACCACAAGCUAACUGAGAUUCUCAAAGAGAAAUCUGGAAAGAGUCGAGCAUCUUCGAACAAGAUCCCCCGCAGUUUGCUUUCGUUGGGCUUCAUAUCAACUCUGCUGACUAUGCUCUUCAGAGACAGUACUCAGAGCAGAGAGGAAGCGCUCUCAGUUCUGCGCUCCAAUGGGGACUUUGUACGUUACGCAGUUAAUGUAGCUGUGCAAAAAAUCCAGCAGUUGGAGGAAACGGGACACACAGAUGGCCCAGAUGGACAGAACCCAGACAGGACCUUCCGCUUCCUAUGUGACAUGACAAGUGUGCUGAUGUGGCGAUACACCAACAUCCCCAGUGUUGUGGAGGAUGCAGGAAAGAAGGAGAAACGGUCCAGCUUGUCUCAGCUGUGCCUGGAAGGUCUGCUUAGGAUUUUCACAGCCUGUCACCAGCGCUUUCCAGACAAGAUGCCCCAGCUGCUCUCCAACAUUGAUGUAGCUGAAGACGAUGCUGAGCCAGACGAGGCUAACGUGUCCGAUAUGAAUUUCUUUUACAUCAGACAGUUUCAGAGGGCACUGUUCACUCAGUUAAGUGGAGAAGAGGAGGACUUUAACAGCAAAGAGGCUCAGCUGCUGGUCAGCAUCUUAAGCGUGCUCUCACAUCAGCUAAAGCCGUCUUCCCAACAGUUUGUUCAGAUGAUCACAUGGACUGUAAAAAUCUGCAAGGAGACUAGUUUUGAGGAUUCUGCCUUUUCCAAGGGGCUGCUCUCUCUUCUCUUUAACCUACACAUUCACUAUAAGAGUCCUGUGAGCCUGCUGCUGGAACUUUGCCAAGACAUCCACAGUCAGCUGGGAGAUAUUGAUCAGGAUGUGGAUGUGGAAAAACAGUCCCACUUUGCUAUUGUCAACAUGAAAACUGGAGCAACAGUAGCACUGUUGGUCCUGGCUCAGGUUGACAAGGUGCUUGAUGAAGUGGACUGGUUGAUUGCCAGAAAGAAAAGCCAGGUAGCCGCUGACAAAACUGGAUCGGGUGAGGCCACCCAAGCAACAGGCCAGCAGGAUCCAAUAGAGAAAGCAGUGACGCUCCAGCUUGGCACUCUUUUGACAGGAUUAAAUGAGCUGAUCCAGACAGCCCUGCUGCCGGGCACCUGCACCAUCACACUGCUGAGAGAACUGAGUCGCACAUACACUAUCCUCACCACCCUGGUCAAAUACUACAUCCAGGUGUGCAGCAGCCAACAUGGUGCCCUGCCAGCUCGCUUUGAGAAACUGGUCAAACUAUCUGGCUCUCACCUAACACCACAGUGCUAUUCUUUCAUCACAUAUGCACAGAGUGGUGAAAUCAGUGGUGGAGGUGAUGAUAAGAAGAAAAAGAAGAAGAAUGAAGUAAACACAGCUGCUUCUGCAAAACUUCUGCGUGACACAAAGGCCAUCCCCAAUUUGAUCUUCAGCAUUGAACAGUAUGAGAAAUACCUCAUUACGCUCUCAAAGAAAUCAAAGGUAAAUCUGAUGCAGUACAUGAAGCUGAGCACUUCAAGAGAUUUUCGCAUCAAUGCUGCUACGCUGGAUGCAGCCCUGCAGGAGCAGGAUGACACUGAGGAGACAACAGAGUCACAGGAGACACAAGAACCCAAACAGAAGAAGAGGAAGCAGUGAGAUGACCUUGUACAUGUGUUACUACCACUGUUAUUCAGAACAGUAGUCUGGCCUGUGAUCUGCUAUCUUCCUUUGCUUAAAGAGCCUUUGGUGAUAUCAAUGAUUUGGUAGAUGUCCAAGGCUUCACCUGUGAAAAGUUUGCACAAAGUUUGUUUAGCAAUUGGGUUUUGUUCUUAUUUCACUUGAAAAUGUUGUUUUAUUUAAUGGCAAGUAUCUAAACACAGCAACUUCAGUUUUACAGUACUUUACACUGACAUUAAAUCUAGCAUUUGAAUAAAUAAUGUGACUUUCUCUCAAACAUAAAGGUGGCUUGACAUCAUAAAAGCUGCACUGAUGUUCAGAAAAAGGUCACUGUUAAAAAUCAGCUCCUCAUUAAAUAGUACACUUGUAAUUACAUUGUAUUUGAAAUAUGCUUGGUCAGUCUAGCUUUGUCAAAUGCUGUUUUGUUUGAAAUAAAUAUUUGUUUAUUCA
Betta splendens (Siamese fighting fish) is the source of this 4677-nucleotide messenger RNA. RefSeq names its product FA complementation group I (gene fanci). Gene Ontology annotation, biological process: DNA repair. Bases 220 to 4206 code for a protein of 1328 amino acids. The transcript is spliced from 38 exons. The record is from RefSeq and is a predicted model, not a curated record. Lineage: Eukaryota; Metazoa; Chordata; Actinopteri; Anabantiformes; Osphronemidae. Gene Ontology annotation, molecular function: DNA polymerase binding.